This is a messenger RNA of Penicillium robsamsonii, 1131 nucleotides long. RefSeq lists its product as uncharacterized. Bases 1 to 1131 code for a protein of 376 amino acids. Lineage: Eukaryota; Fungi; Ascomycota; Eurotiomycetes; Eurotiales; Aspergillaceae. The transcript has a single exon. The record is from RefSeq and is a predicted model, not a curated record.
AUGCAAUUGUACAAUGUCUUCGAAUUUCCAAUCGUGCGAGACCAGCUCAUCGCCAACACAAUCCUCGUCGCACUAGCCACUUUCUUGGUAAUAUUGCGUGGCGUCUCCCGACGAAUCCGAAAAGCCUAUCUAGGAUGGGACGAUGCAUUCUGCGUCGGGGGCUUAUUCCACACAUAUGGAAUGCUUGCAAUGCAAUUCCACUAUGCUCGUGUCGGGAUGCGACACCACAUCACCGAUAUACCCCCAGAGAAUGCUGUGUUGAUCGCAAAAAUGCUCAUGGUCUACCAGAUCGUCUACUAUAACGCCAUGGUUAUGGCUAAAUUCUCUUAUCUCGCUUUCUACCUGCGCAUCUUUGUGUCGUGGGAAUUUCGCAUCCUGACCCGUAUCUGUAUGGGCUGUGCAGGUGCAUACUGGACCGGGAGUAUGCUCCAGAUCUUCUUAAUCUGCACACCCUUCGAGAAGAACUGGAACCCGACUCUACCGGGCCAUUGUGCGAGUCAGAAUGUGGCGUUUUCGACGAUUGGAGCCUUCAACCUGUUCACCGAUGUGAUGAUCAUGGCGUUGCCUAUUCGUUUUGUCUGGAAAUUGCAGAUGUCUCUUGCGACCAAGUUAGCGUUGAUUGGAAUCUUUGGAUUGGGAAUCUUGUACGUUUUCUCCUUCUCUGUUUUCUCAGAUUCCCCGUCAAAAAGUUCUAACGAGCAUCACAGUAUCUCUUCCAUCACCAUCAUCCGCAUCCUUGUCCUCACCACAGUCGAUUUCACCGAUCUGUCGUACUCAAUGAUCUGGGCUGCCUUUUGGAGUGUCACGGAGCCUGCUCUUGCUAUUUCAAAUUCCUGCGCGCCCAUGCUUCGACCAAUUCUGAAGGCCGCUUUCCCGUCCUUGUUCUCCAGUGUCUGUGCUACGUACUCGACGCAGCCGUCAACGGGACCUUCCCUAAGCAAGAAUAGUACAGCGAAACGGACGUUUGGAAUGGACGAGACGGAUAGUGAAUUUCCGCUCACACAAUUGGAUCAGAUACCAGGAUCGGCGGAUGGAGGGUCGUUGAAUGAUCGAUCGCAGGAUGGUCGCUCGCACUAUACACCAUAUCAAAAUCCUAGGUCUAUUGUUGGGACUCCUAGAGGGUUGCCAUAG